This is a messenger RNA of Alternaria novae-zelandiae, 3156 nucleotides long. RefSeq lists its product as uncharacterized. Gene Ontology annotation, biological process: histidyl-tRNA aminoacylation; mitochondrial translation; spliceosomal snRNP assembly. Gene Ontology annotation, cellular component: mitochondrion. Gene Ontology annotation, molecular function: ATP binding; histidine-tRNA ligase activity. Lineage: Eukaryota; Fungi; Ascomycota; Dothideomycetes; Pleosporales; Pleosporaceae. Bases 1 to 3156 code for a protein of 1051 amino acids. The transcript has 5 exons. The record is from RefSeq and is a predicted model, not a curated record.
AUGUCAACCGUGGGGGUAAAUUUGGCUGUUACUAAAGACGGUGAGAGCUACAACAAACUACAGCGGCCCGAUGGUUACCUUAUGUCGACGCAGCCGCCCUCCAUAUCCUCCUCGACAGCGUCCCCGACUGCAUACGGCAGCAAAAGAAAGUGCGCGCAAGAAGAGGCCGUUGGUGUUAAGCGCGCGAGGAUCGCGCGCAUCACAGCGCACCCAAAAAACCGGCCGCGCGCUGUAGAUUCGUACCAAGAGUAUGGGACACGGACGGUGCUACCAGGACUCGACGGUGAAGAGCAGUCAUCCGACGAGACCACAAGCGAAGCGUUGGCCUACCUUCACGGUGUCCGGUCUGAAGCAUCGGCGAUUCCCACUCUACUCGUAGCCCCAAACAAUGUCAACGCUGGCAAACUCGACUCAGACCAUGACGAAUCGCAAUACAGAAGCCCGAUGGAUACUCAACGCGUCAUAUACAGGGAAGGAACCUGGAUUGCCGUGGAUUGGGAGUACAACGCUACCAAGUGGGAAACAGACUCGUUCGCCCUUGAUCCACAGGAAGCUUGCACCAAUGCUCUCCUCCAGCGCUUUCGAAACCUUCGCAAGAAACUCGCCGAAAUGCGGAGGUAUGGACGACUACCAGACACAGCAGCGAGCCGCGCAAAAGUAGAGAAGUUUGGAAAGCAGAAAUGGUCGGAAACCAUAGAGAAGGACUUACCGAUUCUCCAAGAAAUCAUGCACAUUGACGAGCCGACGCUGUAUAUGGCUCUACAAGGCUGCACGUUAGCAUUGGGUCGAUCAGCUAAGAUAUCCCGGGAGAAGAGCAGCUGGAUAUGGACCUUGUUGGCCCUAGUUGGAGAUUUCGGUACUUUGGAUCAUGAGCGUGUGAGCAGAAUUCGAGACUUGGGGCUCAGCGCAGGCCGGCUAGUGGGCCGACUCUACGCAGACAACAGAACAUUGACGUGUGAUGCACAAGAAGGCGAGUGCACUAGUCCCGAGGUCCUAGAGACCGAUCCCAGAGAACAGACACAUGGAGCUCACGACACGAGACAUCUCGCGCCGAAAGUCACACAAACUCUGCGCGAUGUUUCGGAUGAGAAAGACAACGGAUUAGACACGACGUCCUUCAGAAAUGACAAUGCCGUACUCAGCCAAAACACAGUCAUUGAAGAGACGGAUGAUUCUGACGCAGAGAUGAUCAUGUCUGAGGAUGAAGUUGAAUCAGAAAGCAUUCCGGAAGAUGGAGGUCUUGAGGAAGCUCGAGCGCGUCUUCUUGCGCAACUCGGAGACCGCUUGGUACAUUCACAAGUGCCUCUGCCUCAUACGCCCCCAAUGCAAGUCCAUCAUCACCUUUCAAGGGUCGAGGCUGAGAGGCAGCGACAAGAAAUACGCCGAGGAGAGCUGCAGCAAACUGCGAGUGCCACCAAAUUGGCGCCAGUUUCCGAGCCGACGCAGGCCAAACCGCAGUCCAUUACCCCAUUGUCCGAGAGUGACUGGAACACGAAGGCAGCCAUCGACAUGAUUCUGACAGUUGUAGCCGAGUGCUAUGGACAAAGAGAUCUGCUGAAAUUUCGACUGCUCUGGUCCAUGCAGCGCAUUUCACCCCACUUUGUCUGCCCCGCGCUCUUCCAGGACGCCCUCCGAUAUACCUUCGCAUACCGUAAAGUCAGCCGAACAUCUAUCCGAACCUACAUUCUUGCACCCCGCCGCCGCUUCUCUACGCAAACUUCGCCCUUGGGCUUCGACGACGACAUGGGCAAAGAAGACAAGAACAAAUCGUUCAACCUGAAGGUGCCAAAGGGCACACGCGACUGGACUGGCGAGGAUGCCGCACUUCGCGACAACCUGUUCCAAACGGUAACGGAAGUUUUCAAGCGCCACGGCGCUACGACACUCGACACGCCCGUCUUCGAACUCAAAGAGAUCCUCAGCGGUAAAUAUGGAGAAGACUCAAAGUUGAUAUACGAUCUGCAGGAUCAAGGCGGCGAGCUCUGCUCACUGCGCUACGAUCUCACCGUUCCACUUGCACGAUGGCUCGCCAUGAACCCUAGCGUCCAGAGUUUCAAGAGAUACCAAAUCGCUAAGGUGUACCGCCGCGACCAACCAGCCAUGACCAAGGGUCGCAUGCGAGAGUUUUACCAAUGCGACUUCGAUAUCGCCGGUUCCUACGACGCCAUGAUUCCAGAUGCCGAGGUACUCAAGAUUGCGACCGACGUCUUCGAUGCGCUCAAGUGGGACUCGUACACGAUCAAGAUAAAUCACAGGAAGAUUCUAGACGGCAUGUUCAAGGCUGCUGGCGUCAAGGCAGAACUGAUAAGGCCGAUCAGCUCUGCUGUGGACAAACUAGACAAGCUACCAUGGUCAGAGGUCAAGCAAGAAAUGGAGACCAAGGGACUGCCAGCAGACAUCGCGGAUAAGAUUGGUGAAUGGGUGCAGCGCAAAGGCGGCGACGACAUCAUCGACUAUCUCAAGACAAACGAGACCCUUUCUCAAUCGGAAGAUGUCAGCCAGGGUGUUCGGGAGAUGGAACAGCUCUUCUCAUACCUCGAUGCUUUUGGUGCCCGCAAGAGGAUCUCUUUCGAUCUCUCACUCGCCAGAGGUCUAGACUACUACACUGGGCUCAUCUACGAGGUAGUUACAGAAGGCUCAGCACCGCGCGUAAAAGGUCAGCAGCAAGAAAUCGGCGUAGGAAGUGUCGCCGCCGGUGGUCGUUACGACGGGCUCGUGGGCAUGUUCAGUGGCAAGCCUAUUCCCUGCGUUGGCAUAUCUUUCGGCAUCGAUCGAAUCAUUAGCAUCAUGAAAGCCCGCGGCCAGUCGACACAGCGUGCCAAAGAUGUCGAUGCCUUCGUCGCAGCCUUUGGUGGUAAAGGCUUCACCGGCCUGUUGACAGAACGUAUGCAAGUCGCUCAAGAGCUAUGGGCUGCAGGCAUCAAGGCUGAGUUCUCGUACAAACUGAAGCCGAAACUCCCUCAGCAAUUCAAACAAGCUGAGGUGGCCGGUGUCCCGCUCCUCGUCAUCCUUGGUGAGGAUGAGCUCAAAGACGGCAAGGUCAAGAUUAAGGUCCUGGGAAUCAAAGACGACAACGACCCCGAGAAAGACGGUGUACUGGUGAACAGGACUGAUAUGAUUGCCGAGAUUCGGAAGCGACUACCAAGCGCAGCUUGA